Messenger RNA from Phalaenopsis equestris, 508 nucleotides. Its product is annotated as late embryogenesis abundant protein 18-like. Gene Ontology annotation, biological process: embryo development ending in seed dormancy. The transcript has a single exon. The record is from RefSeq and is a predicted model, not a curated record. Lineage: Eukaryota; Viridiplantae; Streptophyta; Magnoliopsida; Asparagales; Orchidaceae. Bases 71 to 412 code for a protein of 113 amino acids.
AUGAGGCAAUUCAAUUCCCAGUCAUAAAUUUUCACGAGCUGAAAUCCUGAACGUAGAACAACUUGACAAGAUGCAUUCUAUGAAGGAGAAGCUGAAGGACGUGAGCAGCGAAGCCAAAUAUAAGAUGAAGGUAUCCUCCAUAGUUACCCAGGAGAAGAAGGAGAAGGCGACUGCUAGGAACAGGCAGGAAAGAGAAAUGGCGGAUGAGAGAGCAAAGGCGAAGAAGGCUCAGGCCAAGGCUGAUCUUCACCAGGAGAAAGCCGACCACCGGGCGGUGUCCGCAGCUCAUCAUGCCGGCUUACACCAUGUUCCCCUCGCUGGCCACCAUCACCAUCAUGCACAUACUGGAGCUGCCGCUCCUGCCACUCACGCCUAUUCCGGGGCUCAUCCACACACCGGAAAUUACUAUUAGAUUGUGUGUGUGCGUGUGUUGUCUACUUUUGAAAAGUGUGUGCUAUGAAAUAUAUCGCUUGUAUUUAACCUUGUAAGUACUGAACUUUCAUGUUUA